Messenger RNA from Hyaloperonospora brassicae, 1086 nucleotides. The record is from the annotation of a GenBank genome assembly. Lineage: Eukaryota; Oomycota; Peronosporomycetes; Peronosporales; Peronosporaceae.
AUGAAGAACGUCGAGCUCGCAGCGCAGGUGCGAUCGUUUGUAAAGCUCGCAAACCUCACUCAGACAUCUCAGCUGCACGCAUGGAACCUCAAGUCGCUGCAACGAGCUUUGCAAUGGGCACACGCAGCCGAAGAUGCAGUAAGCGACGGCGAGUUCCUGCAGAGUGGCAUUGAUAUGCAGAUCCGGGACUGGUUCCCAGUGGCCACGCUGCCUACGUUGCCACUAGACGUCACGUUGACAGCAGACGCCCUUCGUCACGCACGCGUGCAUUUGUUGCAAUCGAUUCUUCACAGUCCAUUCUUAGCGUCUCAUCCAGCACGAUCUGAAGUGCUAUGCGCUGUGCUAAACGAGUUGCAAACGAGUCGCGAGGAUGCUGCUACCACGUUGUCCAUGGAAGAGCUAGAGAAGCAUGCGCCCCACAGUGCAUUGCUGACCGAGAAGGUGGUCGGAGCUUCUCGCAUGAAGGUUUUGUUGGCGAUAGCUCGUCGAAUGAGCGAAAGUUGCAAGUGCGUUAGGGUACAAGUGCUUACAGGGUGGAUCGAAGUGCUACCGCUGAAGAGCUACGCUUUCUCGCCCCGCACACUUCAAUUGAAGUCCAUGGCGACAACGUUGCAGCGAAAUGUAGGAGAUGCCCGUGCCGCAAACAAGCCAGGGACGUACCAGACCUUUUUGAAGGACCUGCGCGAAUGUUUCGAGGCACCUGAGAGUCAAGAGGUUCGGGAAGUGGUGUUGUUGAUGCUAGUCAUGUGUGAAUGGCCUCGAGAAGAGCCGUCGCAGCUUCGAGGAAUGAAGGAAGAUCUUGUGACGAUCGUGCGUGGGUGGAUAGCGUGUAAGCCCAUUCGAUUCUGGACUUUUCGGCCCUGGUUGGCGGCAAUGGUAGCCAGUCAGUCGGAAGACCUGGCACGCGCGUACGUAUGCAAACUAUUCGAGGCAGGACUUUUGCCACCAUGGGAGGGUGAGUUCGCCGAGCGUGUCGCGACGUUGGUCUUACAGCCCAAGAACGUCGAGCAUGUACUUGAGCCAUUCCUCAUCAACUUGGACCUGCGCUUGCAACAUACUUACUUCAACGUGAAACUCGAUCCGUGA